GAGAGAAAGUUAUAUGGUAUGGGUAUAUGAUGGAUUAAAUAUUUGAAGAUAUAUCAAAUACUCACUCAUCAUUCUCUUACUUCCUUUUCAAGGAUACUUUAUUUAGAUGAAAAACUUGAAAGAGUAAAGAGAAAAAAAAGUAGAACCGAGGUUGGUAUGUGAGAGUGUCACCUGGAACUGUGUUCCUUUCAAUUACAGUGUUGGAGAUUCCUUUCACUUACUAAUAAUCUUAAUCACUCAUCUUGGGAUUUUCAUUCAUCCCUUUAAUUAACACCUUACAUACAUUACAUUACAUUACAUUAUUAUAAGUUUAUGAUUAUGGAAUCUACCACCAAUCUCCAACAAGACCAACCAUCCCCUGUUGUUGACCCUUCUUCUUCUUCUGCUUCUUCUUCUUUAUCCAAUUCCACUCCAUCCUAUGCAACAAUCCACUCUUGGAACCCUAACAUCACUUUGAAUAAUGCAGGGAACUUCAACUCAAACCUCCAAGAAGCUACUAAUCAAAGAUCAAGAUCAUGUUUAAUAGCACACAAGAGUGAUAUGAUUCAAGAUUUAGGUUAUCAUAAUCAGUGGACAAGUGAUGAAUUUUCAAAGGAAGAGAUCUCAUUUGCUAAUUUCCCCAAAUUCACAGAAAUGCUUAAUUACACAACUCCUAAUAAUUCAACCAUGCUCAAGACUCUUUUAACUGAACAAGACUUUUAUAGUUCUCAAAGUUAUAAUAAUCCUAAUUUUGGAGGCACAAAUCACAUUGCAAGUAGCCAGAUUCACCCAAGUAUAAACAUCUCAAACUUGAAUCACUACUCUUCCUCCACAACUUUGGAUAUGAACAUGCAGUCCUUAGAUCUAUUAACCACUUCACCGACAUCAUUUACUAAUACUUCUCAGCCUCAUUUUGGUAAAUUUACUCAUCAUGACAACAACCUUUCUUUUCAUCUUCAUCCUAUGCACCACUCCUCUUCUAGUAACUCUAGUAAUCAAUCGCUAUUGAGCAAUAUUGGCACGGUAGAAACAAAGAGAGGGUGCACCUUGAUGGAGUCAAAAGUUUCUCAAUCUCAAACAGCAUUGAAGAAAUCACGAUCUUCAUCCGAAUCACGCCCUUCGUGCCCACCCUUUAAGGUUAGGAAAGAGAAAUUAGGAGAUAGGAUUGCGGCUCUUCAGCAGUUGGUAGCUCCUUUCGGAAAGACAGACACGGCAUCCGUACUAAUGGAAGCUAUUGGAUACAUUAAAUUCCUUCAAGGCCAAGUCGAGACAUUGAGCGUUCCGUAUAUGAAGUUAUCACAAAACCAAAACAAUAGAGUGAUGAGAGGGGAUUCAACAACAUGCGACAUAAAUGGAGAACCAAAGCAAGAUUUGAGAAGUCGAGGUCUAUGUCUCGUGCCAUUGUCAUGUAUGUCAUACAUAGUAACUGAUGGCGGCACUGAACCGUGGCAACAACACCAUAACUUUGGUAGACCAACUUAAUUAUUGGUAGUAUUAGUAUUUUAAUUAAAACCAAAUAAUCAAUCAAAUGGAACUUAGGAGCUAAAAACAAAUCCAAUUGUAUCCAUGCAUGCAUGUUUAAUGGAGCAAACUUGAUCUUCCUUCGUAAGAGUCAAUGAUGGUCAAGUUUGAUCCCUUAAAUUAAACAUCUUCUAUCAUUAAUUUUUUACCUAUGUUUUGCCGCCCAUUGUUCAUUAGGGCUAAUAUGAUUUUCAGUUUUUUUUUCUGAA
Messenger RNA from Cicer arietinum (chickpea), 1709 nucleotides. RefSeq names its product transcription factor bHLH110. NCBI's taxonomy places the organism in Eukaryota, Viridiplantae, Streptophyta, Magnoliopsida, Fabales, Fabaceae. Gene Ontology annotation, molecular function: DNA-binding transcription factor activity, RNA polymerase II-specific; protein dimerization activity; RNA polymerase II cis-regulatory region sequence-specific DNA binding. Gene Ontology annotation, biological process: regulation of transcription by RNA polymerase II. Gene Ontology annotation, cellular component: nucleus. The record is from RefSeq and is a predicted model, not a curated record.